AUGAGUUAUUUAGUAAUUUUCCAUCUCUUUGCAUUUCUAUUGACAGAUGUUCAACUUGUUGGCGGUUUACAUUCUAAUAAAGGAACAAUUGAGAUCAAGAUAGACAAUGGGACGUGGGAGACAACAUGUGGGGCCAAUACUGAUACCUCCGAUGUCAUAGUAAUUUGCAAACAUUUGGGAUUCAAAGGAGCAAAUAGAGCAAUACGGGAGACGCCUUAUGGACAGAAUUCAACUCCUAACCAUGGGCUAUUUUGUGAUGAAAAUGACACUAACCUGUCUGAGUGUUCGCUCUCAAAUACAGAGGGAUGUUCUCGAGCAGGAGCAGCUUCUUGUCAUGGUGAUGGAUAUCUUGGAUGCUUUGUGGAUAUCAGGAAUGACCGCGCGUUGUCUGGCGAAAGUCUGGUAAAUAGCGCAUUGAUGACCAUUUCUUAUUGCAUCCAGUUCUGCAAAGAAUCUACCGAGGCCAAUUAUACAUACGCUGGUGUUAUAAAUGGAAAUGAAUGUUACUGUGGUGAAGCCAGUGAUAACUAUACUAGACAUGGACUAGGAUCAGAUGUGAACUGCCAAUAUUCAUGCUCAGGAGACCCUACUGAGAGCUGCGGUGGAGCUGGAUACAUAGCUUGCUCUACAAUCCACACAGAGACCAGUGAAACCACACCUACUAUUGGGUCAACGUGGUCCACUGAGGAGAUACAAGAAGAAAGCCUCCAAUCAGAAGUGAUGACCAAUCAACCAAGUUCUGACAUGACUAGUGGUCAUAGUCUAAGGGACGAUCUGACUUCAUCACCACUGACCACAACCUUCUCCUCAACGUUCCAGCAAUAUUCUUUAUCAGUGAUUGCAACCCUAUUCGACAUGAAUCGAAAUUGGAUAACCAUUGUCUUGUUAGUGAUUCUUUGGAUCCGGUUCAGCAUCUGUGCCAUAACAGAUGUGCAACUUGUUGGCGGUCCAGAUUCUAAUAAAGGGACAAUUGAGAUCAAGAUAGACAACGGGACGUGGGAGACAACAUGUGGGGCCAAUACUGAUACCUCCGAUGUCGUAGUAAUUUGCAAACAUUUGGGAUUCAAAGGAGCAAAUAGAGCAAUACGGGAGACGCCUUAUGGACAGAAUUCAACUCCCAACCAUGGGCUAUUUUGUGAUGAAAAUGACACAUACCUGUCUGAGUGUUCGCUCUCAAAUACAGAGGGAUGUUCUCGAGCAGGAGCAGCUUCUUGUCAUGGUGAUGGAUAUCUUGGAUGCUUUGUGGAUAUCAGGAAUGACUGGGCGUUGUCUGGCGAAAGUCUGACAGAUAGUUCACCGAUUACCAUUUCAUAUUGCAUCCAGUUCUGUAAUGAGUCUACCACAGCUAAUUAUACUUAUGCUGGUGUUGAAAAUGGAAAUGAAUGCUACUGUGGUGAAGGCAGUGAUAAUUAUACUCGACAUGGAGUAGGACCAGACAUGUCAGAUAAGAACUGUCAAUAUCCAUGCCAAGGAGACCCUACCGAGAGCUGUGGUGGAAUUGGAUACAUAGCUGUCUUUAUCAUAUCAGCCGACACGAUGACAACGAUGAAUACGCCAACUGAAUCAAUGGUUACCUCACCACCACCGACGACAUCCGUCACCGUCAACCAGACCGCCACAACAAGUAACGAAAUUGUGAUUUCGACAUCGUUGUCAUCGUCAUCAUCAGUUUCAUCAUCUCUGAAAACUCAAGGGACGUCCAAUCUUCCCACAGCGGGAAAUAGCACAGGCUUAUAUGCAGGGAUUGGCGGAGCUGUUGCUGCUGUUAUAAUCAUCAUCAUAAUCAUCGUCGCCAUCGCAUGUAUCAGAAAGAGAAGGUCACAGCAGAGGACAAAGGGUAUCGCCUCGUCACAAAGAGCGACGUUGACUCCAGUCAGCAUGCCUCCAGCAUACGAUGAGAUAAACGACUUCGGUAUCCCCAACGGUGCAGUUGCAGAGGCACCGUCUGCCAGAGGUUUCCAACCUGGGGCACAAACACACAGUAACGCGAGUUCUUCUAAAGGUGUCAAGAACGUUCUCCUUGUUAAUCUAAAUCCUAGGAAACCAUCGAAUAUAUAUGAGGGGACAAUGGAUGAAAUCCCAGACACAGAACUGACGUCAUAUGCUUCUUGUGGCACCACUGCGAUGAAACAGAACAGCAACGACCGAUUAAGCGUCCUGCACGCCACGCCUGACAAGAACGGAAACGGAGCACAGGACGGCUACGACGAAAUUAAUAUCGCAAUUGCACCUUACUCUUCUUUUGAAAAUUCUAAGCAGCCAACCACCUCGGCGAGAAUGGCCGACAGAAUGAGCGUCGUUUACGCUGCACCCGAUAAGAACAGCGAACGAAACGGCACCUCGGAAGAUAUAGACAGUCUGUAUGCUAUGCCAGAUAAGAAUGGAAACCGGAACAACACUUCGGAUGAUACGUCGGAAGAUGUCGGCAGUUUGUACGCGAUGCCCGAUAAAUCCCGAGGAAAGCCGGAUGGGUACGAUGGUGAUCAGGAUCUCUACGCUAUAGCUAAUGACUCCUUUUCUGGUGAUCAGUUUGAUGAAAUGGAGAUGGUUGAAAACGAAAUGUAUUCUAUGUAGAUAAAGAGGUGUUGGUUAAGUAACAGUAAAUAUGGUAAAUGAAUGAAAAAUUUUCUAAAAAUAUUUUUGUUUUAGAAUGUCGUAAAAACGAUCGUUAGAUUUGGAAUUUACAAAGCUGUACACAAUCAUCCACACAAUUAUUAUUUUGCUUUUACUUAAUUUCUCUACACUUUCCUGUUCAUUCAAAAACUGCGUUCCUUCAAGACAUAAAAUGUAAACAAAAGGAAACAAGUUGUAGAAAUGUACAUGUAUCUUAUUACAGAAUUGUCAAAUGAAUACUAAUAAAUACAAACAUAAUUGUACAAAUACUAUAUUAACAACAGAAAAGAUAAAUUCAUCUUCUUUUUGUACUAAAAUAAGGAUAAUUUCAUCUUCACGAUGAUUACACUAACUGAUCAGCUAAUGUAUUUUGACGAUGCAUAACAACCAAAAUUGCAGCAAAGAACAAUGAUGAAGAUAUGGGGAUCCAUUGUAUACAUCUCUUUUUAAUAAUGCUUAUAAAAAUACGCUCUGACAAAUAGCCACUUUUGUGUACUUCAGACAUAUAUUAUGCAGAAUAUGGGAAAUCUUAAUAUCUUAUGUUAGUUCGCUGAAAAACGCAAUGUGCUGAAUGGUUUAUGCAGUGAUCAAAGCUAAUUGUAGUGGAUCAAUUAUCUGAUUAUGCAGUAGAUUCAUAUAACCAUGAAAGAUGACAGAAAUACAUAGCAAAUGUAAACGAGGCAUAAAUGAUAUUACCUAUUUAAACUGAUCUUGGUUGUGUUCUUACCUACUGUAUUGGUUGAUGUUAAAGCACUUAUUUUUAUUUUGGUGAACGGGUCACUCUGCAAAUCAGGUAGAUAUCAGUACUACGUAAUAUUAUCGUUAUCGCAUUGCUUACUACGCAUUCUAUUCAGAAUUGUUUUCUAAUGUUUGAUAUAUAUUUUCAUACAUUUUUAUAAACAAGAUUGUAAAAUGUAGGAUAUACAAAAGGGGGAAAACCUUUGAUUUCGAAAAUGACAUGUUAUUCACGCACAGUAUACAUAUUUGUAUCAUUCAAGGAUUCCUGUAAUAAUUCCUUGUUUUUGAAUCUUUACACUUAAAUUUGAAUUCAGACUUGCUGUCAUUAGGGAGCAGUCAAUUACUGAAUUUUGAUAGAUUAAAUCUGAAAAUAUUUGAAUCUAAAUCCUUUGAGAUUAAGAAAUAUAGGUUUUGCGUUUAAAUUAUAGCCAGUGUUUGACUGGUCACUGUUUACAUCAUUCUGAUCUGGAUUCAAUUUAAGUCCAUGUAAUUCAUAGUAUAAUAAUGGGGGGAAUAUAUAGUAUGAAUUACCCCAAUGCAUUCUUUCAUUUUUUCAUGAAGAGGAAUUAAAGUUGUUACAAGGAUUUUCUGUCAGAGUUACUGUAUUUCAUAUCGGCAUCACAAUCUACGUGUAUUUUGAACUGAUAAAGUCGUAGCCAAUGUAAAGUCAUAGCUUUUAUAUUGAGUUUACAUUACGUUUACAGUAUGUGCUCUCCUUAAUUGUGCAUGUAUAUGUAUAUAAAUAUAUAUAUUAAAAUAAAUUGAUAACAUAAACAGUAAUAGAAAGUAUUGAGAAAACGGAUAUGUAAUUUGUACGAAAUUGAUAAGUUAAGGGGAGCUUAGAAAUUGGUCGAAAUAGUGUCUAGUAUCCGUUUUAGGAUGAUUAGCCCGUCUCGAUAUUCUACAGAAGCUUGGUUAAAAUAUCUGUAUCAUGUCAUCUUGUAAUCGAUAUUUUGCAUUUUAAUUCCUCACUUUUAUUACUAUUUCUGUUGUUAAUAAAAGAUUCCAUUUUGAAACUAA
This is a messenger RNA of Lytechinus pictus (painted urchin), 4371 nucleotides long. RefSeq lists its product as uncharacterized. The record is from RefSeq and is a predicted model, not a curated record. The coding region runs from base 1 to 2574 and encodes 857 amino acids. Gene Ontology annotation, cellular component: plasma membrane. Lineage: Eukaryota; Metazoa; Echinodermata; Echinoidea; Temnopleuroida; Toxopneustidae. The transcript is spliced from 12 exons.